Molecule: messenger RNA, 1989 nt
Organism: Triticum turgidum subsp. durum (durum wheat)
Lineage: Eukaryota; Viridiplantae; Streptophyta; Magnoliopsida; Poales; Poaceae
Source: the annotation of a GenBank genome assembly
AUGGCUUCUGGAAACGACUGGUUGGGGUUCUCGCUCUCCGGCCAAGAAAACCCACAGCCGCAUCAGGAUAGCUCGCCGCCCGCCGGCAUCGACAUCUCCGGCGCCAGUGACUUCUAUGGCCUACCCACGCAGCCAGCCCCCGACGCUCAACUUGGCGUGCCAGGCCAUCAGCCUUCGUACGGGAUCACGGAGGCCUUCACUCAUGAAACCCACGAUUGGAACAUGAGGGGUGAUCUGGACUAUAACGGCGGUGCGUCCGAGCUCUCGAUGCUCGUCGGGUCGAGCGCAGUCGGCGGCAAGAGGGCGGCCAUGGAGGCCGAGACCGAGCCCAAGCUUGAGGACUUCCUCGGUGGCAACUCGUUCGUCUCCGAGCAAGAUCAGGCCGGCGGCUUCUUGUUCUCCGGAGUCCCGAUGGCGACCAGCGCCAACAGCAACAGCGGGAGCAACACCAUGGAGCUCUCUAUGAUCAAGAGCUGGCUCCGUAACAACCAGGUACCCCAAGCGCCGCACCCGCAGUCGCAUACCGGGGCGCCCGUGCAGCAGCCGCAGCCCCACGAGGAGAUGAGCACCGACGCAAGCGCGAGCAGCUUCGAUGCGCUGGGGAGAAACGGCGCGUUGGUGGUGGCGGGGAGCUCGCAGAGCCUGGCGCUCUCGAUGAGCACGGGCUCAGGAUCGCACUUGCCGAUGGCUGCGGUCGGCGGCAGUGCCACUGGGGGAGUCUCAGAGAGCACCUCCUCGGAGAACAAGCGGGCCAGCGGCACCAUGGAUUCGCCGGGCGGUGCCGUAGAAGCUGUCGCGAGGAAGUCCAUCGACACAUUCGGGCAAAGGACGUCGAUAUAUCGAGGUGUAACAAGACAUAGAUGGACAGGGCGUUAUGAGGCUCAUCUCUGGGACAAUAGCUGCAGAAGAGAAGGGCAGAGUCGCAAGGGUAGGCAAGGUAAUUUAGGUGGCUAUGACAAGGAGGACAAGGCAGCAAGGGCUUAUGAUUUGGCAGCACUCAAGUAUUGGGGUACAACAACAACAACAAAUUUCCCAAUUAAUACCUACGAAAAAGAGGUGGAUGAAAUGAAACAUAUGACUAGGCAGGAAUACAUCGCAUACCUAAGAAGGAAUAGCAGCGGAUUUUCUCGUGGUGCGUCAAAAUAUCGUGGUGUGACUAGGCACCAUCAGCAUGGGAGAUGGCAAGCAAGAAUUGGGCGGGUUGCAGGAAACAAGGAUCUCUACUUAGGCACCUUCAGCACCGAGGAGGAGGCGGCGGAGGCCUACGACAUCGCGGCGAUCAAGUUCCGUGGGCUCAAUGCCGUCACCAACUUCGACAUGAGUCGCUACGACGUCAAGACCAUCCUCCAGAGCAGCACCCUACCGGUGGCGGUGAGUGGCGCGGCGAGGCGCCUCAAGGAGGCCGCUGAUCAUCCAGAGGCUGGCGCCACGAUCUGGCGGGCCGGCAUGGAUGGCGGCGUCAUCUCCCAGCUGACCGACGUCGGGAUGGGCGCUUACGCGUCGUACCACCACGGCUGGCCGACAAUCGCAUUCCAGCAGCCGUCGCCGCUCUCGCUGCACUACCCAUACGUCGCCCAGCCGUCUCGCGGGUGGUGCAAGCCCGAGCAGGACGCCACCGUCGCCACGCAAAACCUGCAGGACCUCCAGGAGCUGCACCUCGGGACCGCCGCUCACAACUAUUUCCAGGCAUCGUCGAGCUCCACGGUCUACAACGGCGGCGGCGGCGGCGGGUACCAGCAGGGCACCGGUGGCAACGCCUUCCUGAUGCCGGCUAGCGCCGUCGUGGACGAACAGGGGCACAGCAGCACUGCCACCAACCAGGGAAGCACCUGCAGCUACGGGGACGAAGAAGGGAAGCUCAAUAUUGGGUACGACGCCAUGGCGAUGGCGAGCACCGGCGCCGACCCAUACGCGGCGGCGUCAACGGUGAGCAUCGCGAGGGCGAACGGGUACUCCAACAACUGGAGCUCGCCGUUCAAUGGCAUGUGA